GGAGGGAGCCAGGAGAGCGCGGGCGUCCUCUGGGCUGGGAGACUUCCCUCCAUGUGGGGUGUUUGGUGGAGCAAUCCGGCAUGGCUGAGGCGCAGCAGGUCCGGGUGCAAGAGGCCAUCGACGGCAUGGUGCAGGGUCUAGAAAGAGAGACCAUCCGGAAGAUGCAGGGAAUCAUGUUCAGGUGCAGUGCUGCGUGUUGUGAGAACCCCAAGGCCUCCAUGCAGCAGGUCCAUCAGUGCAUCGAGCGCUGUCACACGCCCCUGGCACAAGCACAAGCCAUUGUCACCCAGGAGCUGGAGAGAUUUCAGGAUCGCCUCUCUCGCUGCACAAUGUACUGCAACGACAAAGCUAAAGACUCUUUGGAUUCAGGGAGUAAAGAACAGCAGGUCAAGGCACAGCUGGAAAACUGUGUGACAAAGUGUGUGGACGAACACGUCCACCUCAUCCCCAGCAUGACCAAGAAAAUGAAGGAGACUUUAGCGGCCAUUGCUCAGUAGACUUGCUGGCAUUGCGGCAGGACGGCAAAGAGUCACCCAUUUUAAAAAAGAAAACUUGGGAUGGGUGCAACAACUGGGGAUUUGGAAAGGAAGGUCAGGUGCAUCCAGGGUGACUCGGAGUUUGGAGGCCUGAUGUUGGUUUGGUAAGGAGGCUGCCUGGUGUGGGGAUGAGAAAACAAGCUCAUAUGUUCACAGUUCUCUUGGUCUCUGAUGUGUAUGUGCAGACUACUCUUGAUAGCAGUGUUUCCUGACUCCUGAAAGGGACAGAAAAAGCAUGGCAAAUGUGUGGCAGGGAUGGAACCUUCAUAGGUGCUAACAUGUGUGUCCCUGGAUAAGUGUUGCCCCAUUUCAGCACUGUCUGUGCAUACUUUUCUGAGGCUGUCUUGCAGAUAUAUCUCUGACAUGCCCUGCAGAAGCACAUCAGCUCUGUCCCUGUUUUCCAUGGAAGGAGCUGGGAUGCUGCAACCUCUCUUCCUAUGAUGAGAUGAAAUUUUAAUAACAGACAUAGCAGUGAUUAAACCAAAUCAUGCACAGAUGUGAAUCCCUCGAAGCUGAGGCCCAGUGUAUGUGCUUAGCAGAAUCAAGUGAUGAAGUGUUUUCUGGACUCUACCAUUUGUAUUGCUUUCAUGUUUAAAUGUUUCAUGGAGUGGUGGGGGUGGUGGGACACUCACUGCAUAUUGAAAGAUCAGGAGGAAACAUAGUGCGAACCCUUCUUGGCAUGUAAGUUUUCCACAUGUAGAGUGUGGGUGUGUUUCCCAUGAGGACCAUUUUACUGCAGUCUUACCAAGUCCAGGAAAUCUUUAUCACUUGAAUGGUUAGGAAAAAUGGGUUUCCAAAAAUUUCUGUUUGGAAUUUUGAUUUUGCUGGAAUGCUUGGGUUCUGUCAUUGACAUAUGAAUAUUGCCAUAUCCUUCUGGUAACAAUGGAAAGUCAUCCCAAAGCCAAAAAUAAAAUUAAAAUCUUCUAUUUUUC
Gekko japonicus is the source of this 1468-nucleotide messenger RNA. RefSeq names its product family with sequence similarity 136 member A (gene TIMCC). The transcript has 3 exons. NCBI's taxonomy places the organism in Eukaryota, Metazoa, Chordata, Lepidosauria, Squamata, Gekkonidae. The record is from RefSeq and is a predicted model, not a curated record. The coding region runs from base 81 to 497 and encodes 138 amino acids. Gene Ontology annotation, cellular component: cytoplasm.